Messenger RNA from Amphimedon queenslandica, 750 nucleotides. RefSeq lists its product as uncharacterized. The coding region runs from base 1 to 750 and encodes 249 amino acids. The transcript has 6 exons. The record is from RefSeq and is a predicted model, not a curated record. NCBI's taxonomy places the organism in Eukaryota, Metazoa, Porifera, Demospongiae, Haplosclerida, Niphatidae.
AUGAAAAUGAAGCAUUUCAAAAACAGAAAGAAGAGACUGAGAUAUUCCAAGAGACUGAGACUGUACAAGAUUCAAAAGAAGUUAAGACUCAAAUUGAAACUGAAAACAAAGAAUAUACAAACGACACAAACAACUCUUGACAAAGAAAUUCAGUUCAACUAUCUUGUACCAUCACAAGAUAAUUUGGAAGGUCUGAGUGAGUCCCAAAUUGCAGGGAAGAAGUUGUUCUUAGUUCAAGGAGACAAACCUCAACUGAUGAACUGGGAGGAGUAUGGACUGAGGAUUAGUGUAGCAGAGGAUAGUCUAUCAGCCUCAGAGACUGUAGAAGUAUCAGUACUAGCUCUUGUAGGAGGACACUUCAAGUUUCCUGAUAAUACUAGACUAGUGAGUGCAGUGUAUGCAAUAUCAACCAGUCCACUCCUCAAGUCACUGAGGAUAGAAAUGCAACACUGUAUUGAUCUCAGUGAUCCUUCUUUAUCCAAGUAUCUUAAAUUUGCUGUUGCUCCAGUUCACACAGCUAGUCUUCCUUACCAGUUCUCACUAAUUGAAGGAGGGGAGUUUCCAGCAUACCAGAGAUAUGGAUGGAUUGAACGAAGCAAGUUCUGUCAAUUAGCUAUUGUUGGGGAGGAAGAAGAGGAAAAUGGAGGAGGUAGGAAUGAGGAGAGGAAUGGAGAGGAAGAUGGAGACUCAGGAGAUGAGGGAGGGAAAGGAAAGGGAGAGACAAGAGGAGGAGAGGGACAAGGAGAGUAG